This is a messenger RNA of Trichomycterus rosablanca, 1017 nucleotides long. RefSeq names its product fibroblast growth factor 11a (gene fgf11a). Gene Ontology annotation, cellular component: nucleus; cytoplasm. Gene Ontology annotation, biological process: regulation of voltage-gated sodium channel activity. The record is from RefSeq and is a predicted model, not a curated record. Lineage: Eukaryota; Metazoa; Chordata; Actinopteri; Siluriformes; Trichomycteridae. Gene Ontology annotation, molecular function: growth factor activity; sodium channel regulator activity. The transcript is spliced from 5 exons. The coding region runs from base 274 to 1017 and encodes 247 amino acids.
CACUCCUGCUCCACCAAUUGCAUAUCAAACCGACGUCUGCAACCCAACACCAGCAACUCCAACGCAACUUCAACUCCAAAUAACGACAACAACCGGCGGCCGUUCAGAAGAGACCCAACGACCUCGAGCUUUCAUCCGAGAGACCCCUCUGUUCCACUGAUCUCUUUCUGACUGUGUUUCGUAACCCAUCUCUGUCCCUCACCCUGGGUUAUUGGGUGGCUAGGCGGCUCACAGACGCCCUCCGUGUCUCUUGCGUGAGCCGGGCACGGCAAGAUGGCCGCCCUCGCCAGCUCGCUCAUCCGGCAGCGAAGGGAGGUGAAGGACCAGCCAACCAACCGGCAGAUCUCCAACAAGCGCAAACCCUGCCCCAAGAGCAACAAGUCUCUGUGUCAGAAACAGAUCCUCAUCCUUAUCUCCAAAGUAAGACUUUGCGGCAGUCGAGGAAGAAAACUGGAGAAAAGACCGGAGCCUCAGCUAAAAGGCAUCGUCACACGCCUGUACUGCCGGCAUGGAUUCUACCUCCAGAUGUUACCAGAUGGCACCAUGGACGGCACAAAGGACGAAAACAGCUCCUUCUUGCUGUUCAACUUGAUUCCUGUGGGUCUAAGAAUAGUGGCCAUCCAGAGCACUAAGACAGGCCACUAUGUUGCCAUGAACAGUGAGGGCUACCUCUACACUUCAGAACACUUCACACCAGAGUGCAAGUUUAAAGAGUGCGUGUUCGAGAACUACUACGUGACAUACUCAUCCAUCCUGUACCGGCAGACGCAGUCUGGCAGAGCCUGGUACAUCGGCAUCAAUCGAGAUGGGCAGGUCAUGAAGGGCAACAGAGUCAAAAAGACAAAAGGAGCCGGCCACUUCCUGCCCAAACUCAUUGAAGUGGCCAUGUAUAGAGAACCUUCACUACAUAACAUCGUCGGGCAGAGCCUACCACGGAAAACAGUCAAAACGUCAGACUGUCCUGUCAACAAUGACAACAAGAAAGACCCUUUGCCUCCAAAAACUAGUGCCUCCUAG